CAGUGAGCACAGGACCCACUGAACCACCCACCACCUGCCCUGACCUGACUGCUCCGACCAAUGGAAUGAUCAGCUACAAUAUUGGAUCCCCUAACAACAGACCUAUCUUUUCUGGAGCUAACUACAGCUGCAACCCUGGCUACACUCUCAUUGGAGGGAGCACCACCAGGACCUGUGUGAGUAGAGGGAUCUGGGAUGGGACACCUCCAACUUGUCAAGAUACCCUGUUCUGACUUACCCUCACUGGCCAAUGGGAUGAUCACCUACAGUGCUGGAUCCCGUGACGACAGACUAGUGGGCAGUGCAGCUACUCACUCUUGUAACAAUAGCUACCGUCUUGUUGGAGAGGCAGUGAGGACUUGUGUGAGUGGGGGUACCUGGAGUGGGUCAGCUCCAGUGUGUCAGCGACCUUGUUCUGAUUUACCACCACUAAUGAAUGGAGCCAUUACCUACACUGAUGGACUUGCUGACAGCAGACCUAUUAAUACCAUUGCUACCUUCAGUGACAAUGGCUACACUCUCUCUGGAGGGAGUUUCAGACAAUGUCAGAAUGAUGGGACCUGGAGUGGGUCAGCUCCAACCUGUCAAUUACCGCCUGUCUACGUCUCCAUGGGAACCACCAACUAUGCUGUUAUGAACUCACAGGUUGCCAUAGACACCAUCGGAGAUACCACUGAGACAGCAUUGACUUGCAGAACUGACUCAACUAUUUGCUGUACAGGACAAGAUAAUCCCAAUAGUGCCAAUGGAUUAGGAGAAUGGCUACUACCAAAUGGAACAGCUGUCACAAGGAGUCUGGACAUUAAUGAUUCAAACACUGAUCUAGUGUACAGUGUUGGAGAUACAGGUGCACUCAGACUCCAUCGUCGAGGGUCUGUGUCAGGCCUCACUGGCUCCUACUGCUGUGUGAUUCCUGAUAACACUGGGGUCAUCCAAGCCUUCUGUGUGCAGUUAGUGAUUGUUGAAGUCAUCACUACCUCUCCUCCCAUUACAACCUCUACUGAUGAGAGCUCUCUCUGUCAGAGUGACAACACUGGUGCUGUGGUGGGAGGAGUGGUGGCCCUGGUAGCAAUGGUGGUGGUGAUUGCAGUGACUGUAGUGAUGGUGACCUACCUAGUGCUCUGGUACAAGAGAGAAGGGAAAAUGACUGUUCCUCGAGACAUUCCCCUUACUGACCAGGGUCAAAGUGCAGCCGCUACCUACGAGACCGUCCCUGCCACAUAUGAGGAGAUCCCAGCCUCCAGAGAGGUCAAAGGUGACUACAGCUACACACAGAACAAUGCCUACUCGACUGUGAGUGGGCGUGAGGCUCCUGCUGCUGGAGGAAUACAAUAACUGAACUAUCACAUGACUCAAGUAGAAAAUAAUUAUGUCAUUGAAUUUUAUUUGUUAGUUUGUACAGAGCACACAGUUAUACGUACUUCAUCAGCCCCUCCCCUUCUCACAAUGUGUUUCACCUCAAAAAUUUGAUGGCAUUCAAUGUAAUAUAAUAAUGGGGUACGUUUGUGUCAA
Messenger RNA from Halichondria panicea, 1512 nucleotides. Its product is annotated as sushi, von Willebrand factor type A, EGF and pentraxin domain-containing protein 1-like. The record is from RefSeq and is a predicted model, not a curated record. Bases 196 to 1335 code for a protein of 379 amino acids. NCBI's taxonomy places the organism in Eukaryota, Metazoa, Porifera, Demospongiae, Suberitida, Halichondriidae. The transcript has 7 exons.